CCGUUCGUUUUUAUAAUUCGUUUCAAGCCCGAGCAGAUAUGUAAUUAAUGAUAAGCCAACGAUUAGCGUACCGUACAUACCUCCUAUAUAUAUGUGCUGUCUUCGUUAUCGUAUCGUCAAAUUUUGAUAAUUUUAAUAUCGACUCGCUACCACUUUUAUGCCUUUAACAAACCCCAAGACAAUCCUCAGCUUCAGCACAAUAGUACGACAUAUACAACCUAUUUAUUUUUAAUCACUUUUCCUUCUUCCAUGUCAGCAUGUCGCCAAACAUGGAAGUGGACCGUAAUGAAGACGAGAGUCAACCCCCCGAAGCUCUCAUGCCGUCUUCCGCUGAGCUAUUGCCGCCUUCUUCGGGCAGAACUCUCCUACCUAGUCCGAUAGCGAGCGCCGUUAGCUUUGCUACGCGAUCAACAUCCUUUGCUCUCCGCGUUGGUACUUUUAUCGGCGGCUAUGGUUUAGGCGCCGCAAAGUUCACGACACUUUCCAGCUUAGAGCUCGGUCGCGGCAUUCUGGAGGGGAUAUUGAGUAGAGCCGGGAGGGACGUAAUGACAAGGGCCCAGUCCGAGUUGGGUAGAACAGAUGCCGAAUCUAUCCUGGAAAGCAGUCUGGAAAGUUUACACCAGACAAUGUCCCAAAUCGUCUUCUGGACUGCGACUAGUUUUCACGUCACCGGUACCACCGUAUCGAUCGCUUCUCAAAUCUCUCAGUUGUUUCUGUCUGUUUUAGAUCAAUUCUUCGGCUCCACCGAUUCCUCUAGAGCUAUUGCAAGCAUCAUCACUUUAAUCCGUCGGGAAUUUCAGAAUCCCGCUACGGGUGUACAGGGGGAAAAAGUGGGAGUAAUGGACCUUAUACUCGGUUUAUGCGGCCUUGCAUAUCUACAAAAUUGGUGUAGAAAAAUGAUACAAGACGAGUCGCGUCGCCUUGGUCAAGAAGAGAUUAUUUGGGAUGUUGUCCUCCUCGACGAUGGCGAACGAGUUGACAUUGACGGCGAAGACCUGCAUAUCAAUAAACAUAACGGAGACCCCGAUGUAGACGACCAUGAAAACUUGAUCGAAGCAGUCGAGCAGCACGGUAUCAAGCGGAAUAAUGACGACGAGGAUGAAAUGCCCGAAGGCCAACUCAAGCGACACAUUUUAAGAUCACUUCCCAAAGAUGCUCAAGUAUCUAUUACUACGUCAACAACCACGACAAAGAUGAUCACUGUUGAUAUAAAAGGCAGUCCGCGAGUACCAAUUUUAUCCCUACCUGGGGUUGAUUUUGUAAAAAGCGAAGUUGAUAGCUCUGGAGAUCCCACCGGGAGUCAAGAGACGGUACCCAGCUACAGGGUUGUUUAUAAGAUAAGCCGAGAUAAAGUGAGAAAUAUGGCCAUAGAUAGCGACGUCGAGGAUGAUACUCAGUCCAGGGUCGAAGUGGUUGACGAUGAAGAGCUGCGGUCGCCCAAUAGUAUAGAUACUCAUCAGUCCGACCAGCCCCCUCCUGUCCCACCAAAAGCUGCACGUUCAACUUUAGCUUCGUCGAUGAAGGGAAAGGGCAAUGCUAGAAGUGACAAUUUGGACUAUCAAUAUAAGUCUACUUCCAGUAACUCGGUCGGGUCGAGUUUCGAUUCGCCCAAGGGUCGUGCAUCCCCAACCGUUUCUUCUAAGCAGGGUCCUGAGCAUGCCGCGAAUCAGAAACGUACCAGAAAGCCAUUAGAUGAUACUCGACAAAGUCCUCACAGCGCCCUCCCUGUUCCGACUUCGCCAACUAGUAGUAAAUAUCCAACCAAGAAACUUAGCUCGCCACCAAACUUGAAGGGUAAUGAAAAGAGGAGUGGUAUUCGAGAUGUGCUUAGGAAGGGCUCGGUUUUAUUGAACAGGGACUCGAGCUCGGAGAAUCUUCAAACAAAUAACAAAUCAAAAGCAAUAGUGAAACCUCCUUGGGGUAGCAACAAGCCUUCACAAAGUAGUAAGGCGCCAGUAUCACAUAGAAGAGACUAUCCAGAAAGGAGCUCAAAUCUGAUACCACAUCGCGAGCUUCCUCGAUCACCACGCCGAGGGAGCCCGAACCACUUUUCCUCAAGAGACCUAGGCGAUGGUGAGGGUACCUCCGCUUUGCACGGAUCACCAUUGCGAGCAACAUACGUAUCGUCACAAGGCAGGAGGCGUAACUCGAUUGUUUCUUUAGCUGAUACCUUCUCGGUACACUCAUUUGAAAGCCGACCAUCGUCUCCUUUAUUUCAACGAAACGAUCCCAGAGGUCAUAAUAGUAUAUCGGGACAUGAUAUGGGUACGCAACAUCUUCGCUCGCCAUCAAGGGGUCAUAAAAGGACGACGUCAGAACAUCGUGGUUUUCACAGCCCAAGCAUAUAUACUCUCAAGACUAGAGAUUCUCAAAUGUCCUUAGCCUUAUCCACGUUCCAGCAGAGAAGCGCAUACAGCAAUUCAGAAGCUGUCGAUACUCUGCGGCGUACGGGAACAGUUGAGGGAAUGUUCCCCAACUUUCAUAUCCUAAGAAACAUUACCCGAUAUAGUCGUUAUGCAUCUGCUUCGUAUGGGUCACACUUUUUAAAAAUGAUGGGCAUCGCAAAAGAGCUUCCCAUCUUAAAAGCGUUGGACGAAACGCAUCAAGAUGUGCGCUCGUUCGCGCAUCAUACCGAGCUCCCGCCGGACAGCAUUCUCCUGUCGUCAUUUAUUGACCCACAAGGCGGAUCUGAUUCCACUGGGUCUACAGACACAGGGGUGCCUCUCGUGCAUACCAUUGCAAUCGAUGAAGAGUCCAAGGCUGUUGUCUUGUCGUGCCGCGGUACGUUGGGGUUUGAAGAUGUUUUAGCAGAUAUGAUGUGCGAGUACGAUGACAUGUUCUGGCGUGGGAAGCCGUAUAAAGUCCACAAGGGUAUCCAUGCGUCUGCGCGGCGACUUCUAUAUGGGGGUGAUGGAAGGGUACUCGCAACACUGAAAGAAGCUCUUGAGGAGUUUUCAGACUAUGGUUUGGUGCUUUGUGGUCAUUCACUUGGUGGUGCCGUAACCGCGCUGCUUGGGGCUAUGCUUGCUGAGCCUGCUUCCAGUGGAACAGCAUUUGUCACUUCAGCUGAACCUCAUCAGAGACUACUUGCAAGUGGGCAGUCCCAGCAAACCGCCUCCCAUAUAUGUCUCCCGCCCGGUAGGCCUAUUCAUGUAUAUGCAUAUGGCCCACCUUCUACCAUGUCCCCAUCCUUACAAAAAGCGACAAGGGGUUUGAUUACUAGUACGGUACACGGAAAUGACCUUGUUCCAUACUUGUCGCUUGGUGUCCUGCACGACUUCCAGGCUGUGGCGCUGGCAUUCAAGACUGACAAUAGCGAGGCGAAGGCAGAAGUGCGGCGGCGAAUCUGGGAGGGACUACAGUCGGGUCUAGCUAGUAAAUGGUACAACAACGGUUCGACGCGGUCGCACGAAGAAGAAGAUAAAUGGGCAUACGCUGCGCUUAAGACGUUACGCGCCAGUAUGAUGAGUUCUAAGCUACUACCUCCCGGUGAGGUCUUCUCUAUUGAGAGCACGCCAGCCCUUAGAAGAGACGCUUUCUUGCAAGCUGGCACUGAUCAGGUCGGGCGACCUGCAACUCGAGUCGUGUUUAAAUAUAUCAGAGAUGUGGAGGCUCGGUUUAGAGAAGUUAGAUUUGGUUCUAGCAUGUUGCUAGAUCACAGCCCUGGACGGUAUGAAGGUGCUCUUCGCCGGCUCACAUUGGGUGUUAUGGAUGGAUGAAACGACUGGUUAGUUAAAGUGAGCAUGUAAGAUACCUCCUGGAUUAGAUAAAGACGGUACCACAUCUUAUGUGCCAAGGUAGAAAUAACUUAUGUUAAAUAUAUACGCAACA
Messenger RNA from Daldinia vernicosa, 3831 nucleotides. RefSeq lists its product as uncharacterized. Gene Ontology annotation, biological process: lipid metabolic process. NCBI's taxonomy places the organism in Eukaryota, Fungi, Ascomycota, Sordariomycetes, Xylariales, Hypoxylaceae. The transcript has a single exon. The coding region runs from base 258 to 3719 and encodes 1153 amino acids. The record is from RefSeq and is a predicted model, not a curated record.